ACAGACACUUGCUUUUUGUAUGAAGGGGUUUAACCCAAUGAACAAUCCUGUCUGUCUUUCCCAAAAUAAGCCAGUGGGAGAGGGAUCGCCGAGUGAGCCAGGGAGAUUGGAGGAACGAGGUGCACAGCCCCUGGUUAUAAGUCCUGGGAGUGGGAGCUCAGCCUGCUUGGACCCACAGCCUUUAGCUCAAUAUACACUGCCUUGCUGCCUGCCUGACUGCCUGACUGACUUGACUGACUGACUGAAUCUCACUCCACUGUUACUCCCUCUCUCUCCCUCUCUGUCCUGCUCCCUCGCUCCUUCCCUCCUACUUUCCACCCUGGAGAGCGAGUGUGCACAGAUUGGGAAGGUGCUCCUCAGACCUGCGUCUGGACAGCUUGAAGACGGCACAGAGGAGAUUUUUCACUCUCCCCUCACUUGCUCUUUCAUCCUUUCUCUUGCUUUCGUAAUCUCUGCCAAAAAGCACAUGGAUGGACUUUUGCUGGAGGCAGAAGAAUAACAGUUAAACAGACUUUUUUUCUUCAGUUUUUACACUUUGGUUGUGUAUUUUUUCCUGCACUUGUGAGCAGCACUGGACCAAUUCAGGGUGCCAGCUCUUUGCCCAGGAGGACACCUCUCCUCUUUUUUGGCUGCAUGUUCAUUGAAUAUCUGAUGCCAUCGCAUCUCAUGGGAGACACGCGUGGCUGAACCAAGGAGGGAGGUAGAAGAGAGACCCACCUGACGCUCACACCUACCGCUGCCCUUACCCAGUGCGCGCCCCCCCCUCCCUCCUCCCGCCCCUCAACGCUCUGUGGAGAGAAAGUUCUUUGUGUGACAUCCGAAGCCUGGGAUGCUGGUGACCAUGCUGUUGGCUCCUGUCUGUGUGCUGCUGAUGCUGGGGGCGCGAGCUCUUGCUGGAGGCUACCCCCCCAUACCCCACAUGAAAUACAUGCAGCCCAUGAUGAAAGGGCCUAUUGGACCCCCAUUCAGGGAGGGCAAGGGACAUUACGUUGAUAUGCCCCCCAUGGUGGAGGUGAAGGGGGAACCAGGCCCCCAAGGGAAACCUGGAUCAAGAGGCCCCCCUGGGCCACCAGGACUUCCAGGAAAACCUGGACUGGGCAAGCCAGGUCUCAAUGGCCCACCAGGCCCCCAGGGGCCUUCUGGCUUUCCAGGGAUUGGUAAGCCUGGACUUCCAGGUCUCCCAGGAAAGAUUGGGCCAAAGGGGGUGCCAGGGCUUAAUGGCGAAGUUGGUCCUCGUGGUGAACCAGGCCCCAGAGGUCCUUCAGGGCAGCCCGGUCUUCCUGGCCCAGCUGGCCUAUCUCUAAACGGGAAACCUGGACUUCCAGGCAUCAAAGGUCCCUCUGGGUCUCGUGGUGAACCAGGAAUAAAGGGUGCUCCUGGGCCACCAGGUGAGCGUGGGUUUAAGGGCGAGAAUGGAAAUGGGAAGCCAGGGCCUACAGGUAUAAGGGGUCUGCCUGGGAUUAAAGGUAGUACAGGCCUACCUGGUCAUCCAGGUAUAGGCAAACCAGGACUAAAAGGUUUGCCUGGACUGCCUGGUCUUAAAGGUGAUCAUGGACUCCCAGGGGAUCGGGGAGAACCAGGAGAGGCUGGGUCUCCAGGUCUACAAGGUCUGCCAGGGCCAGUUGGGUUAGGGAAGCCUGGGCUGGAUGGACUGCCUGGAGGACCCGGUCCUAUAGGUCCAAAAGGUGAGUCAGGGCCCAGGGGUUCUCCUGGAUUUCCUGGGACUCCUGGCUAUGGAAAACCUGGUCUAAGUGGACCAAAAGGAGAAAAGGGCCAUGGUGGGUUGCCUGGUCUUCCAGGGGACAAAGGAGAGCAAGGAAUGGUGGGCCAAAUUGGGGAACCAGGACUUGAUGGACAGUCAGGACCACCAGGACUUCAAGGCCCAAUGGGACUCCCAGGGAAACAUGGAAUGCCAGGACUGAAGGGAGAGAUUGGGCCCCAGGGCCCUCCAGGACUGCCUGGCCUCAGAGGUGACCAAGGCCCCAGUGGACCCUUUGGAAAACCUGGCAUUCCUGGGGAAAAAGGCGGCCCUGGGCCUAAUGGCCCAAUUGGAAAACCUGGACCCAAAGGUGAGGCAGGGCAUAUUGGCCUUCCUGGGAAUCCAGGACUUACAGGUACUCCAGGGCCUAAAGGUGAGACAGGGUUUAUAGGGACUCCAGGCCCCAGGGGCCAGUCAGGCAUUCCUGGUCUCCAGGGGCCCAUGGGUCCCAUGGGGCCACAGGGUGUACCUGGCCCGAAGGGUGAACCUGGACUUACAGGGCCACCAGGAUUGGGUAAGUUUGGAGAGAAGGGAGCAAUGGGUCCCCAAGGUCCUCCAGGGAAACCAGGCCCUGUUGGACUUAAUGGUAACCCCGGCCUCCCUGGGCCUCCAGGGCCCCCUGGUCCUCCAGGAAAUGGCCAAACAGUUGUUGCAGGGCCAACAGAUUCACAGUUGGAAGGGGAUGAAGUACCAGGGGACCGGAAGGGGCCUGCAUACAGUCAAGUACCACUCUCUGCUUCUGUGGCACCAGCCUUCACAGCCAUCCUCUCCACACCUUUCCCUCCCUCUGCCAUGCCAAUCAAAUUUGACAGGACCCUGUACAACGGGCAAAAUGCCUACAGCUCUGCUACCGGCAUGUUCACUGCUCCUUUAUCUGGUGUCUACUACUUUGCAUACCACAUGCAUGUAAAGGGAACUAGCUUGUGGGUGGCACUGUACAAGAACAAUGUACCAGCCACUUACACCUAUGAUGAAUACAAGAAAGGCUACAUGGACCAGGCGUCCGGUAGUGCUGUCCUAGAGCUGAAGGAGGGUGACCAGGUAUGGGUCCAGAUGCCCUCGGAUCAGGCAAAUGGCCUCUAUUCUACCGAGUACAUCCACUCCUCCUUCUCAGGAUUCCUCCUCUGUCCCACAUAACCCUGUCCUUCCAUUCAAACAUAUUCCUGUAUUGGCACCUCAGAGCAGCCCUAAACCUAAAAUACCUGCAGCCAUAAUAGAAACACAAAACCCAUAGGAUUCUCAAUAUUAUUGCCAUCAUCUUUAUCUGUCUCACCCUCAACAUCUUCAGCGAAAGAAAAAAAACUAACUUUGUGAAUGAAAUAUGGAAAGUUUUUAAAGGCAGGGGAAGGAAUUUCAUACUGUGUUCUUUGUUUCAUUGUCAUUCAAAUGUGUGUUUUGGGUUGUAUUUUAUGUUGGUGUUUUUUAGCUUAUAUUAUUUUAAUUAUUAUAUUGUCAUAAUUUUAUUGUUAUUAUUUGGUCCUUGUCAUCAUUGUUGUUGUUGUUUAUUGGAUUCAGACUAUUAAGUGCCUUACUUUGUAAUGUGCUAGUAACAGACCUUCCCAUGUGACUGCACAUCCUGCCCUCAUGCUCUGACAUCAUAAGGACAACAUCACCAGACCCUGGGGGGGUGAUUGGUUCCUCACGUCCCCCUCGUGUUCUUAUUUAAACGAAUUAAAUGAAUUUAAAUGAAUGGCAAUACUGACAUAAAGAGCAACAAUACAACGUAGAACAUACAUACAAACAAUAGCAAAACAAGGCAUUUGGUGCUGUAAUACCAUCUUUUUUAACGUUUCUUUUGGUUGACCUUUUUGGUACUCAACAAUUGCUACUUUGAAAUUAUUAAUAGAAUUAAAUCUUUGUGUUUAGAGUGAGAUAUAUAUUUUGACAGUUAUUUGGCCCAAACAUCUGUUGGGUGCUUAUUUCUCUGCUUCUCGGUGAAUUUAGUAGCUGAUCAUUUAAAAGUGACGGAUCUUUCUUCUAAUUUAUUGAACUGUACAGAAAUGCAGUCAAAGAAAUACAAUCCAAGAAUUAAUUAAAUAUGACCUCACAGUAUUAGAAUUAUUAAAUUUAAACUGCCCCUUUAAAGAGUAUCAACAACAUCAUGCAAGAACAAUGUCUUUUCUUAAAUUUCAGGACGAUACUAAUUGAGGACGAUAUGUAUGCAUACAGUCAAUGUUUACAUGCCAUAGAAUAUAUACUGAGAGAAACUGCAAAAUGGACAGUACACUACCAUAGCUGGAUCGAUGGCCCGUUUCCUUGUAUCGAUCUGAUUUUCCCAUUUGCUCUGCAAAUCCCAUCACCAGGUCGCAGGCAUCCUCUUCAGAUGCUCUGACCAUGACAUCACUGCUUUCUAAUGGUAUACUACCUAUUAAUAAAUCAGUAUCAUAUUAACAUUCCUAGUGAGCAAUCUGUAAUGGCAUACUAUAAAACCCCCGUUCUGACCACAUAUCUGUGAAGAUGCUGUGAGCUCAUUUAUGUUUUGGAAAAAUUAACUAAAAUUAUUGAUUAGUUAAAAUAAAUCCAUGUGUUACUUUAAUGCCAGCUUCUGUGUGACUUGUUGCAGGACAAAUGAGAGCAAUUUGGAGUUAUUUGUAGUUGAGAAUGACAAGACAUUCUACUAAUUCCCAAACCAUUAUGUCAAAAAUAGCAGAAUUAUUGUUUAUUUUUGUGGAACAUCCAUGUUUUCAAGGCCAAGAUGUUUCAGAACCGAAUAAUUUUAAAGUAUAUAGCUGGAAAUGAGAAUCGAUCUGCAUUUACUCCAUGAAUAAGUAAAGGGACUGACUGAGGCCCACAGGUUGUGAAAUACAGGUUGUGUAACAUUUAACAAGCCCCUGCCAAAGGGAGAGGUGGUGGGCCAGAGGUGAGUGAACGUGUAUUUACUAAUUUCUGUUGGAUGAGGCAUUAAAGAUACAUGCUGUGUGUCUGUGUGUAUGCAUGUGCUUGUAUGUUCUAGUAGGUGUACGCUUCUGUCUGUCACUGUGUCAAUAUUUGUGUGUGUGUGUGUGUGUGUGUGUGUGUGUGUGUGUGUGUAGCUGUGUAGCUGUGUCACAUUGUUCCCCUUGCAUUCCGGUCAUGAGCACUUCAGCAAAGGUAAUAACAAACUUGUUGAAGUUAUAAAACCUUAGUGAGAGCUUACAGUCCUGUCAAUGUUCCACAUGAAAUCUGACUUCAAAACGUAUCAGCCUCCUUUUGGGUUCAUUUCACACUCUCUAAUGGUGCCUUUGCAAAGUAAGGGAAGAAAAUGAUAAAAUAGGUGAAUGAUGAAUGUAAUAAAUGGAUCACGUGAGACAGAGAAACCUGAAGUUAAACCGCCAUAAUGAGAUCAGAAGACAACAUUUGCUAGACAUGAAUUACUGGUUAACACUGAACAUUUUUUGAUAUGACCAUUUUGCAUAUUGGUCCAAUGAGUGGCAUUAUGGUGUGCAAUAAUUUUUGUGUUGUACCAAGUCAUGAACAAAAAAAAAGACAUUCUGGUGACAUGUGCAAGAUCUUUUAUCAGUGGUUGCAGUUACAGAUGGGAAGAGAUAAAGAGGUUUGGGCAAAACUGAGAAACGCUGGUGUUUAUAUUACCGACUAUGUGCCUUUACAUUGCCUCGGCUCAGACAGGAUUCAAAUCUUAACACUAUCAUUACACUGAAGUUAGGACUACCUUACACCUUGAUGGAGGAAUGUCAAUGUACAAGAAGAUUGUGCCAAAUAUUGAGCUUUACUGUCAGAAUGAAUGUAUGCUGACUGAUUUACAAUAGUUCCUAUAAAUUGUCUACCAUAACUAGGGAUGGAAAUUGAUAAGACUGCUCAUUAGAUUGAUUCUUUGUUGAUUCCCUUAUUGAUUCCUGAUCUGAAAAAAAAAAAACACACAGGUUAAAUGUUUUAUUAUUUCUGAGUCUGAACACAGUGUAGAAAAAGAGCAGGGUUAUAGUGAUUCAACUUUCUUUGUGAAAUGAGGCCAUGCUUUGGAGCACUUCUUCCUCUCCGCCAUUACUCCUUCUUUUUGCAAGUUUCAAGCAGUGUAGACACUUGAGUUUGACAUCAUUGUUUUGCAAUGCCUAAGUGUAAAAAAAAACAUGCUGGCAUUGAUAAAAGGAACUGACAAGCUUGGCGGCAUUCAACUCAAAUGGAUUGGACUAUUUGGAACUGGUUCUUGAUUCCCAUCCCUGAGCAUAACAGAUAACACAUACAAACAGUAACUCUUGAAGUUGCUUUAGAAAAGCAGUGCUAGGAUAAGGCCUAAUCAGUAUUUUAUAUAUGUAAUGCAAACAAUGCACUUGGUCUUGCCCUUUCUGUCUAAUAAUUACAUUUUCAUAACACACCUACAACUGCUAUCUAUCAUUAUUGUUAUGUGAGUCUACAAGGCAGUCCGAGGCUCGUUAUGUACUGUAUGUUGCCUUUUUUUUUUUUUUGUCGCCUUCUAUUUUUGGACAUAUGAAACGAUGAUGUGAGUUACAUGUGGCCAUUACUCUCUGUCCUUAUGUUUUCAUAGACAAUGUCACUUGCUUGCAGAGUUUGCCCUGUGUGCAAAUCAUUUAACAAGUGUCAGUAAGAUCCAUGUACCGUCUCAAUCACAAAUUACUUUGAAGUGUUUUUUCUGUUUUUCUUUAAAAAAACAAAACAAACAAAAAAAAUAUAUGAUUUUUUAAAAAGCCUUGCUUCGGUUCUUAAGGGAUAUUUGUUUGUUUUAGUUUCAAUAAAUACAAACGGCCAUUCCCAUUUGCACAUGAAAUUAAUGAAGAUGUAUUUAUACAUUUAUGAUAAUUUAAUAGGGAUGCCAAAACCGACCACCGAAGCCUAGAACGUAUAAAUGGUAUUUAACAGCAUUGAUGAGUUAAGAGCAUUUACAACAUGUAGUUAGCAUUCUAGCGUUGUUUGUGAAGGAUUAUUUGUGGACUUUUACUUUCUAUUUGUGUAAUGUUCAAUGUAUCAACUUAUAGGAUUUUUGUCAUACAAGGCUAUUGCGUGCACUCUAUGCAAUAGAAUUUGGGUAUAAAAUGCACUCUUUUUGAUUGAAAAUGUUUGUCUGCUUAUACAAAAUCUACAGUACUUGAUUGUAUUGAUACCACAUCAAUAAAAAAAACUUUCUUGUA
Molecule: messenger RNA, 6840 nt
Organism: Dicentrarchus labrax (European seabass)
Lineage: Eukaryota; Metazoa; Chordata; Actinopteri; Moronidae
Gene: col8a2
Product: collagen, type VIII, alpha 2
Exons: 3
Coding region: 830-2896 (688 amino acids)
Molecular function (GO): protein binding
Source: RefSeq, a predicted model, not a curated record